GAAUGAAAUGAAAGAAGAAGAGGAGGACACGUCACUGAGGUUAACCAGGAGAAAGAAGAUGGCUAGCUCUGGCACUUUCCGCUUGUUCACCACAGCAGAAAGCUUCUUCAUAGAGCCAUGUGAGGAGGCCUGCUCUGAUGUCCUGCUCAUUGACAGGGUUUCUACUGACAUGUGUCUGACCGUGAGGAGCGCGGUUCCUGUGUCGGCUGAAACCAGGCCAAUAUGUGGAGUUAUGGGAACCAUUCGUUUGCCAGCAGGAAUGUACCUGAUAAUUAUCACAAAGAAGACGAAGGCGGGGGAUCUACUGGGCCAUGAUGUUUGGAAAGCCCAGAGUUUCGACAUCAUUUCUUACAAAAAGACGGUUCUGCACCUGAACGAGGACCAGAUGCAAGACAAUAAAACCUUCCUGUCAAUGAUCAACAGUGUGCUUCAAACUGACGGCUUCUACUUUGCAACAGACUAUGACCUCACUCACACUCUGCAGCGCCUGGCGAACACGAGCCCCGAUUUCCACGACCUGAGUCUCCUGGAGAGGGCAGAUCAGCGUUUUGUUUGGAACGGCCACCUGUUACGAGAUUUUAUGACCCAGCCGGAGCUGCACAAGUUUGUGUUUCCGGUUCUCCACGGCUUCAUUAGCAUUAAAUCCAGCUCCAUCAACGGGAAGAAGUUUGAGUGGAUUAUAAUCUCCAGAAGAAGCUGUUUCAGAGCGGGGGUCCGGUACUACGUCAGAGGUAUUGACUCAGAAGGCCACGCUGCAAACUUUGUAGAAACGGAACAAAUAGUUCAGUACAACAGUUUCAAGGCUUCCUUCGUCCAGACCAGAGGCUCCAUCCCUUUCUACUGGUCUCAAAGGCCUAAUCUGAAGUACAAGCCAAAGCCACAGAUCAGCAAGGCGGUUAACCAUUUAGAUGGAUUCCAGAGGCAUUUUGAUUCUCAAGUCAUUCUCUAUGGAAGACAAGUCAUUUUGAACUUGAUCAACCAGAAAGGUUCAGAAAAACCCUUGGAGUUGGCGUUUGACAAGAUAGUAACCAGCUCGGGUAAUGGGAUGAUCAAGUACAUCGCAUUUGACUUUCAUAAGGAAUGUAGUCGGAUGAGGUGGCACCGCCUUCAAAUCUUGCUGGACGUCGUUUCUGAAACACAGGAGGACUUUGGGUAUUUUCUCGUGGAUGCUGAGGGGAAGGUACAGUUAACCCAGGAGGGUGUAUUCCGGAGCAACUGCAUGGACUGUUUGGACCGUACCAAUGUGAUCCAGUGUCUGCUAGCGCGGCGCGCCCUUCAGUCUCAGCUGCAGAGAAUGGGACUUCUCCAUAAGGACCAGAAAAUUGAAGACCAGGCAGAUUUUGAGAAGAUCUACAAGAAUGCCUGGGCAGACAAUGCUGAUGCUUGUGCCAAGCAGUACGCUGGAACUGGUGCCUUAAAAACAGACUUCACCAGGACGGGAAAGAGAACUGUUCUGGGUGCCAUGAUGGAUGGCUGGAACUCUGCAAUCAGAUAUUACAAGAACAACUUCUCAGAUGGCUUCAGGCAGGACUCCAUAGAUCUGUUCCUGGGGAACUACGCUGUGGAUGAAGCGGACUGGACCACCCCACUGCAGGACCGCAAAGACUGGAAGUUUUUAACUCUGCCCAUCGUCAUGGUUGUAGCUUUUUCUAUGUGCAUCAUCUGUCUGCUGAUGGCUGGCGACACGUGGACUGAGACCUUGGCUUAUGUUUUGUUCUGGGGAACAGCCAGCGUUCUGACGGGAGGCCUCAUCUUGUUUAACGGCCGGGACUUUGUAGACGCUCCCAAGCUGGUCCAGAAAGAGAAGCUGGACUGAAUGUGUGCGUGUGGAAAGCAGCUCGGCCCUGGCGAAGCGAACACGUCGUCCCUCCUCCCCCAUCGGCAUCAGCAGGCCUGGAGCCUUUAUUAGCCAGCGUAGCAGCAAAGGAGGGCGAUGGACCAGAACCAACCCAGGUUCAAACGGCAGAGAACCGGGAGCGGCAGCGCUGAGGCCUGCUGCUAUCCACACGGCACUCGUUAUGGUGGACAGGACUCUGUUCACAGGUUUUAGAAUAAAACCACAACUUGUUGACUGUCUUCAGUUAAGAAGAAUGAUCCUUUGUGUAAAGGACCUUUUUUUCCUCUUUAUGGAUCAUUAAUAUCUGAUGAUCAGACUCCUCUACAUGUAUGUUCAUACUGCUCAUGUUUUAUACUUGCAUUUGUCCAAUAGUUUCAAUAUUGUUCAACCUGGUUGAAAGUCUGGAACAUUAUCUUUUGAAGAUUCUCAGAAAAAGCCUUGAACUCAACACUGUUUCUGACAUUUUGAAUUGAAAAAGGUUCCUGGAUGAGAAGAGAAACGUCUUCAAACUUGGAAACAAAGUCCAGUGGAUCGUUUUUUAAAACUUUUUUGGAAUUAUAUUUUAGUAGAACAGCACUCGGAAGGCAACUAUAGUUCAGUGGGUAAAGCAGCCAUCUGGCAAUCAGAAGGUUGUUGGUUUAAUUCCAUAUUUCUUUCCCAUGUCAGGGGAACAAGAUGGAGAUCUUGGUUUAUUAAAUGUCACAUAUAAUGUGAAAGCAUCAAAAAAUUGCUGUAAAAGCUCAACCAAAACUUUCAGAUUCAUCUCAUCUUAAAGCUGGAAGUAUGUAAUGGCUAAUGUAAUGUAAAGUCAGACAUCUAAAGAAACCAGUCAGUCUAAGAGAUUAAAGUUUAGAACUGAAUGCUGAUCAUUUCUGCAGAGUGGUUGUUUUUCAUGCUGUGUUUGAAUAUAAAAUGUUCCUCUUUUCAAGGAGAUGCAAAAUUUAUUUUCAUUCUGAAAAAAUAAAGACUUUAAUCCUAUUGGGGAAUUAUGAAGGUGUGCUUUGCCCGAUGGCUGGGAGACAUGGCGACUUUGGGAAUUUAGGGAUCCAAGAGCAUUGUGCUGCAAAAAAAUUAGCAAAAGAUUUCUUGAAAUAAGUGCAUUUACCCUUAAUUUGAGUAGGAAAUAAUUACAUCUGCCAAUGGAAUCAGCAUUUAUACCCCUAAAAUGAGAUAACUGCACUUGAAAUGAGAGAAUGCAGUUGUUUUUUUAUUGUUUUAAAUGUAAAUUGUAUUAUUCCAUUUAGGGCUGAACAAUUAAUCGCAUUUUCAAUAUAAUCGCGAUUUUAAAAAAUGCAAUUUUCAAAUCGCGGAUUUGCAAUUUUUGGCUAUGUAACAAUUAGUGAAUCAGACGCGUUCUUUAGGUGUCAGUAAAAUGUUUAAAGUGAAUUUGCCUCCACAUGGAAGGGAAGACAGUUGCAGCAGUGAGAUAAUCUAAUUUUAUUGUUUUAGAGUUUAUAUAUUCAUACAUAGCACUAAGUACCAGUUAAUCAGUUUAAUACAUAGACUGGUUUGUUGGUUGCACUUUGGACUUCAUGUUCAACAAGGACUGAUGUCCAAAUCAGUUAAAAGCUGUUCUCUUGAAUAAUAUUCUGAUUAAUAAAAACAUUAAAAGUUCUUGAUUUAAAUAGUCCUUGUUUACAAUUUUCUUUAUUUAGAGUCCAUUUUUGUUGCUUGUGGUUAUGUAGAGAAAAGUUAAAAUUAAAUUGCAAUUUUGGUUGAAAUAUAUCUUAGGCAGAACGCGAUCAUUAAUUAGGACACAGCGUGUCUUUUAGCACCUAAUCUGCACAGCGAUGAAACAAAUUAAUUUGUUGUUUGUAUAUGUUUAAAAAAGACAUGAUCAAUUAAACUGGGGGGGAAAAUGCAUUAAAUCGCAAUAUAAAGAAAAAAAAUUGCAAUUAGAUUAUUUUCCAAAAUCGUUCAGCCCUAAUUCCAUUGGCAAAGUGUCUCACAUAACUGCUCAAUUUAAGAAAAAUGCACUUCUUUUAGGAACAAAUGACUUGCUUUACAUUUUUUGUUGCAAUGUUGACAGUUUAUUGUCCUCAAAACAGAGCAGCUCAUUGUUUAUGGGGUGGUGUCCAUUCUGCCAUGGUCUGUUACUACUUCAGACUGUUGGACCAAAGGAAGAAAAAAUGCUGUUUGUUUGCGUGUCUCAGCUGGAGCACCGUGUCCCUGUGGUUUCUGGGGCCCAUUCAGCCUCCACAGCUCAUGCUGAACUCUGUCUCUAUUUUCCUCUAAAGCACGUGUGAAUGUUUCCAGUCACAAACGGAUAAUCUCACAGAUUAAUUUCAGGUUUUCUGGGCUGUGCUGAAGGUGACUGAGCCAAAAAA
Cyprinodon tularosa is the source of this 4164-nucleotide messenger RNA. Its product is annotated as phosphatidylinositol-3-phosphatase SAC1-B-like. The transcript is spliced from 20 exons. NCBI's taxonomy places the organism in Eukaryota, Metazoa, Chordata, Actinopteri, Cyprinodontiformes, Cyprinodontidae. Gene Ontology annotation, molecular function: phosphatidylinositol-4-phosphate phosphatase activity. Gene Ontology annotation, biological process: phosphatidylinositol dephosphorylation. Gene Ontology annotation, cellular component: endoplasmic reticulum. The record is from RefSeq and is a predicted model, not a curated record. Bases 8 to 1816 code for a protein of 602 amino acids.